This is a messenger RNA of Rhineura floridana, 705 nucleotides long. Its product is annotated as ohanin-like. The transcript is spliced from 3 exons. Bases 1 to 705 code for a protein of 234 amino acids. NCBI's taxonomy places the organism in Eukaryota, Metazoa, Chordata, Lepidosauria, Squamata, Rhineuridae. Gene Ontology annotation, molecular function: protein binding. The record is from RefSeq and is a predicted model, not a curated record.
AUGUCUUGUUAUUACUUCACUGCCACUCUCGAUGAGAAGGAAGAGGUUCUGGCUGCCAUGUCUCUUUCUGACAGCUCUCACCUGAGCUUCCAGAAGACCAGCAAUGUUCAACUGAAGUUCAAAGGACUCUAUUGCAUCCUAUGGCUCUCAUUAUGUGUUCUAGCCGAAUUUGGUGGAAAGGUCCUGGCCUCAUCACCAGAGAAAAGAUACAAAGCUGACGUGACUUUUGAUCCGGACACGGCGCAUCCAGCACUUGUUGUGUCUGAAAACCGGAAGAAAGUGAAAUCAGAAGGUGUAGACCAAGACGUGCCUGACAGUCCCGAGAGGUUUAGUAAAAGUCCCUGUUUGCUGGGUUCUCUAGGAUUUACAUCAGGGAAACAUUACUGGGAAGUGAAGUAUGGAAAGCAGAGGGAAUGGGCUUGUGGGGUGGCUAGGAAAUCUGUAGAAAGGAAGAAACCUCUCAGGCUUAUCCCAGAGGAAGGGAUUGUGCAAGAGGGUCUUUGGUGGCUUCGGAGAGUGGAAAGUGAUGCCCCCACACUUCCCAAGGACUCUGGAAAGAUUGGGAUACUUCUGGAUUAUGAAAGGAAUACAGUGAUUUUUUACAUUGGGAAUAAAAUAAUUAAAAAAAGUAUUCCUUUCAAUGGAGAGGAAGUUUUGCCAUUCUGCUAUGUGGGUGGAGGUGUUUCACUCCGUUUGAUUCCCUGA